This is a messenger RNA of Gossypium raimondii (Peruvian cotton), 1775 nucleotides long. RefSeq names its product trimethyltridecatetraene synthase-like. Bases 152 to 1684 code for a protein of 510 amino acids. Gene Ontology annotation, molecular function: oxidoreductase activity, acting on paired donors, with incorporation or reduction of molecular oxygen; heme binding; monooxygenase activity. Lineage: Eukaryota; Viridiplantae; Streptophyta; Magnoliopsida; Malvales; Malvaceae. The record is from RefSeq and is a predicted model, not a curated record. The transcript is spliced from 2 exons.
AUGAGUUACCUGGUCUUUGAUUCCCUUAAAUCAUUUGAUUAGUGACAAGGAAAAUCAAGUGAGACACACAUUGAUAAACUCGAUCCUUUGAUGCCCCUUUCAUCAUCAACACCUGCAAUCGCCAUGACUAGUUAACAACUAACUAAAACGAAUGGCAACUCCCUCUUGGUUUUCUUACUUGACGCCAUGGCUUGCCACUCUAGCUCUCAUCCUCUUCUCCCUUCGCCUCUGUCGUCGCCGGAAACUCAACUUACCACCCGGCCCAAAACCCUGGCCGAUAAUCGGCAACCUCAAUCUCAUUGGCUCACUUCCCCACCAGUCCAUCCAUGCUCUCUCCCGAAAAUACGGUCCCAUCAUGCAACUCAAAUUCGGGUCAUUCCCCGUCGUCGUUGCUUCAUCAGUUGAAAUGGCCAAAGCCGUGUUGAAAACCAACGAUGUCAUCUUCACCGACCGGCCUAAAACUGCUGCUGGCAAAUACACUACUUACAAUUACUCUGAUAUUACAUGGUCUCCCUACGGUCCAUACUGGCGUCAGGCACGAAAAAUAUGCCUAACAGAGCUUUUCAAUGCGAAACGUCUAGAAUCAUACCAGUAUAUACGAAGAGAAGAGAUGAAUUUGUUUCUCAAAAGGUUGUACGAAUCAUCUGGCACCCAAAUCGUUUUGAAAGAUCAUCUUUCGAGCUUGAGCCUUAAUGUAAUCAGUAGGAUGGUGUUUGGGAAAAAAUACACGGAGGGGAGUGGCGAGAACGAGAUUGUGACACCAAAUGAGUUCAAGGAGAUGUUGGACGAGUUGUUCUUGCUUAACGGGGUGCUAGAUAUCGGUGACUCGAUCCCUUGGCUCAGUUUCCUAGAUUUGCAGGGCUAUAUAAAGAGAAUGAAGGCCUUGAGCAAAAGAUUCGACAGGUUCUUGGAGCAUGUGUUGGAUGAACACAACGCGAGGAGAGAAGGGGCGGAAGAUUAUGUUGCGAAGGACAUGGUGGAUGUGCUUUUGCAGCUUUCUGAGGACCCCAAUCUUGAGGUCAAGCUUGAAAGGCAUGGUGUUAAGGCAUUUACUCAGGACAUGAUAGCUGGUGGAACAGAGAGUUCAGCCGUGACUGUAGAAUGGGCAAUCUCGGAGCUAUUGAAAAAACCCGAAAUUUUGGCAAAGGCCACGGAAGAACUCGACAUGGUGAUCGGCAGGGAGCGAUGGGUCGAAGAGAAGGAUGUUGUGAGCCUACCUUACAUCGAAUCGAUAGCCAAGGAAACAAUGCGGUUGCACCCGGUGGCACCAAUGCUAGUGCCUCGCGUGGCUCGCCAAGACUGUGAAAUAGCCGGUUAUGACAUUCCCAAGGGAACUAGAGCCUUUGUAAACGUUUGGACAAUUGGGAGAGACCCUAGCCUUUGGGACAACCCCAAUGAAUUUUGGCCCGACAGGUUCAUGGGAAAGAGUAUUGAUGUCAAAGGACAUGAUUUUGAGUUGUUGCCAUUUGGAGCCGGAAGAAGAAUGUGUCCCGGAUAUCCCCUAGGGAUUAAGGUCAUUCAAGCAAGUUUAGCUAAUGUUUUACAUGGAUUUACUUGGAAGUUGCCCAAUAAUACCACUAAGGAAGAUCUCAAUAUGGAGGAAAUAUUCGGGCUUUCCACCCCUAAAAAGUACCCACUUGAGGCAAUUGCAGAGCCUAGGCUCCCACUUCACAUGUACUCUUAGUGAUUUUAGUCACUGAGAUUCUAAAAAAAAACUUUAAAAAUAAUGGUGAUUGGUGUAGUUUUGGAGUUUUCUUAGUCGCAUUUGUGGUUCA